Rhodofomes roseus is the source of this 1664-nucleotide messenger RNA. RefSeq names its product Six-hairpin glycosidase. The coding region runs from base 313 to 1527 and encodes 404 amino acids. The transcript is spliced from 7 exons. Gene Ontology annotation, biological process: carbohydrate metabolic process. NCBI's taxonomy places the organism in Eukaryota, Fungi, Basidiomycota, Agaricomycetes, Polyporales, Fomitopsidaceae. The record is from RefSeq and is a predicted model, not a curated record.
ACUUCGAAAUUCAACGAGAGUCGGCUUGGCUGUCAGCUGCGUUACUUGCCCCGAUGCGAAAUGGCGGCAUGGGUCUUAUGGCUCACGACAUGGUUUCUUGACCACUGCAUGGACAUCAAACAUCGCGCAUGUGACGAACGCCCCCAUGUGGACAAGCCUCCAGUGUCUCUCUCCUCGAUACUACGGUGUCUGCCCGCUUUUCCGCCCGGACCGUCCCAGAUGAACAUCUGCUCAUGCUGUUAUGCCUAUAUAUCUCUGGGGCUCGUCUAGCGGUACGCGACGGCGCUGUUCACCGAGCUGGUGUGCAUUCUCAUGUUCUGGCCGACGCUCACGCUCCUGGGGAUCUCCUCCCUACCGCUCGCCCUGGGCACGACAUACUCUACAUGGGCUGCUAACUCCGCUAUCACUCGUGGACAGGGGAACGGACUUAACGCUAGCGGCGACCCUGUCGUGACAUACGAACAUGGCGUGCUACAGUGGGCGCUCAGACUUCUGUACGAGAAGACCGGUAACCGGAGCUACUACGACUACAUCACUGAGGCUGCCAACAACAUUCUCAAUGAAAACGGGACGGUUGUCUCAGUCUACCACCCGAGCGAGUACCAGCUGGACUACAUACCUCCGGGGUGGUCAUUCCUGUAUCUUUAUAACACGACCAGUGACGAGCGGUACAAAGUAGGGGCCGAUGAGUUCCGCACCCAAUUUGAGACCCAGCCUCGCACACCGGAGGGGCAGUUCUGGCACAAAGGAGCGUACCCAGAACAAGGCUGGCUUGAUGGUAUCUAUAUGGGUGAUGUUUUCUAUGCCAGGUAUACUGCCGCGUUCCAGCCGACGAACCGGUCAGCUUGGGACGAUAUCGCCAACCAGUUUAUCGAGCAAUACAGCCAUGGCAUACAACUCGCGUCAAGCAUCAACGCGACAAACAACGAGACCUACCUCGGGCUGCUCUACCACGGCUACGACGACUCGCACGCAGAAGACUGGGCCUCCCCCGACCGCGGGCACUCCCCGGAGGUCUGGGACCGCGCUGUCGGGUGGUACGUCAUGGCGAUCGUGGACAUCCUCGAGGGCUCCCCGACAACGGAUGAGACGUUCUUCAUGCGCGAGACCAUCCGCUCCCAGCUGCAGAUCCUCUCGCGGGCGCUUGUCAAGGCGGCGGACAGCGAGAGCGGCGUGUGGUGGCUCGUGCUGACGCAGCCCGGCCGGGCGGGGAACUACUUCGAGAGCUCCGGCGCGGCCAUGUACAUCUACGCGCUCUUGAAGGGCGUGCGCCUCGGCUACCUCGAGGAUACGGAUGGCUCCUUCGUCGCGACCGCAAAGAGAGCCUACGAGUACGCGACGGCCAAUUGGGUGAUACCUCAGUCGGACGGAACGAUGGACUGGAACAACACAGUCAUCGUCGGGAGUCUGGAGCCCGGGAAUGACUACGAGUACUAUAUCAACGAGCCCAUCAACAUAAAUGACCUGAAAGGACUUGCGCCCUUCAUCCUCGCUAGCUUGGAGUACGAGGCGCUUGUAGGCGCUUAGCCUCGGCGGAGGUUUGUCUUGUUGCGCCAUGUCGUAUGCACAGAACCGAUCCUACCCGGCGUCGUGACUGACAGCAGUCUAUCCGAAUGCUAUCUUGACUCUGCGAGUACGCGCGCGGCGUUUAAUUUGACUGAGAU